Paramecium primaurelia is the source of this 682-nucleotide messenger RNA. The record is from the annotation of a GenBank genome assembly. NCBI's taxonomy places the organism in Eukaryota, Ciliophora, Oligohymenophorea, Peniculida, Parameciidae.
AUUAUACACAUGAAAUGAAUUUGCCAAUAAUCAAUGCUGCUGCAGAAGGUACAAUUAGUGUGGCUGUAGUCUUUGCAGCAACUGCCUACUAUGGUAUUGAUCAACACUUAAUUAGGAUGCGACAUGUGGUUGUAAAAAUUGCCAUGGUUCUUUAAUUAUCAAAUCAACCAAUUUGUUAUGCUUAUGUUCAUUAUAUCAGUUAUUAUAACUAUGCCUGCAGUGUAAAAUAUAUAUAUUUUAACAUAUUAGUUUUCUAAAGAUCAAAAAGUUUACAUCUAUAGCUUCCUUAUUAAAGUAACUAAGAUAUUUCUUCUUUUUUAAUACUGUAAUUCUGUAUAGCAUUUUGUUUACACAGACUAAUGUAAUUUAAGAUCAUGUAAGAGCCUAUAUGUAUACUGUUGGAUUCACUAUGUCAAAAGCAGUUGGGGUUGUUGCUCUUAAUCAUGUCAGUAAUUAAAACUUACCAGAAUAUUUAAAUUCAAUUUACAUCUAUAUAAUCAUAUUACUAAAUACAAUUUCUGGAUAAAUAUUUGGAAAAACCAUUAUUGAUGAAGGAUGUUUAAUUUAAUUUGCUGCUAUAAUAAGUUUUUUAAUACAUAUUCAUUUCCUCUACAAUAUGGCAAGAUAGAUAUCAGAAGCACUCAACAUUAAAAUUUUUUAAAUCAAUUCAACAAACAAAUGA